This is a messenger RNA of Magallana angulata, 1948 nucleotides long. RefSeq names its product peripherin-2-like. Bases 124 to 1335 code for a protein of 403 amino acids. Gene Ontology annotation, cellular component: membrane. Gene Ontology annotation, biological process: visual perception. Lineage: Eukaryota; Metazoa; Mollusca; Bivalvia; Ostreida; Ostreidae. The transcript has 6 exons. The record is from RefSeq and is a predicted model, not a curated record.
ACUAUGAUCAUCUAUAUAAUGCCUAUUCUAAGAUUUAUAUUCUCGUUUAUUAAAACAAAACCAUAAACUAUGUCCAGCUAGUCUAGUAUUCUUUGCGCAUGUUGGCGCCAUUUUGUCAUCUUUAUGACGUUUCAAAAUUACGUACGUCAGUUUGACUUCCGGAAGAAUAAUGUGAAAAUGGGGGUACCAGAAAUUACUCUAACAGAGGAUAAAAGAUGUUUACUUUCAAAGGUGUCAUCUGGAAUAUGUCUUGCCACAAUUCCUUUUAAUUUCAUAAUGCUGGCUAUGGGAAUUUACAUUGAGCUUGCUGUACAAGACAAAGUUGGGCUCAUAGAAGGAAGUCGUAACGCCUUACCUGCGUUUAUGGUUAUUUUAUCGUUUUUUGGACUGAUAGGAAAUGUUUUAGGUGCACGCGUGUGCUGGGUUAUACAAAACCUAAAGAGGAGGGAAGCUUGGAAAAAAUAUCUCACAAUAUUUGUAUAUAUUUCUUUGGUAAUAUUUGUGUGUGUAUUUGUUUCAUCCAUGCUUUGUUUUGCAAGCAUUGCUUCACUGCGCAAAUUAUUUGGAAAAGGAAUAUUAACUUCCAUGAAAAAGUAUUCCACAGACAUGCAUAAAAAGCAUAUCAUUGACGUGUUACAAAUCCAGUACAAGUGUUGUGGUUCCAAUGGAUACACAGAUUGGUUCAAUUACAAAAUUGUUUCAAAGAAAUAUCUCAACGAUGAUUAUAUGACAAAAGAGGAACAAGAAACAUUCAACAAGUAUGAUGACAAUGUCCCAUUCAGCUGCUGUAGCCUCAAAGUCUUAAGACCAUGCAUCAACACCAGGGUUCAUGAGACCCACUUUAAGUAUAACUACGCCAAUGACCUGACUGUGUAUAGGAGAGGCUGUGGAGAUGCAUUGAUGAAAUCGUACAAAAACAUACUGAAUGCCUCGGGAGCUAUCAUUGUCAUCCUGGCAUUAAUUCAGUUGGCCCUUGCAACUGGAACACGACUGCUGCAGACAGGAAUAGAAAACCUGAAGGAGGAGGAGGAUUCAACUGCCUAUCUAUUUCCUAGUGGCGCUAAAGGAGGAAAAUCAGGAGGGAAAGGGAAGGAUGAUGAAACACAGAAUCUGUUGGGAGGUGGUGAUUUACCUGAUGAUGAUAUUGAAACACAGAAAACAAUACUGGGCGAAGAUUUACCUCCUCCCCCAAUGACAAUGCUAGCCAGCCUCCAGAACCUGCCCCCUGUGGGAAGUAUAGACGACUUGUCAGUGGAUGAGUCGUUUGAUGAGGUGGAAGACGACGAAGACUACAUUCCACCAAGACAUUCUGUCAGAUAUGUCAAUGAAAUGUAGCAUUAGAAAUGUAUUGGUAGUCAUUGAAAAGCUGCUACCACUUCAAUGAUGCUUAACAAAUCACAAGGUCAAUCCCCAUGCCCUAUAGUUAUACAUUUACAAGCGAGCAAAAAAAAAAUUGUCAGUUACAUGUAUCAAGCCCUAUUUGUAAUUUGAUUCUUGGCAAAACUAGUUUUUCUUUAAGAGUAUCGGGUAAUUUUAUAGUACAAAGUACUAAUAAAUGUCAUUCUGUUGAAUUGCCUUCAAUCCCAAAAUUCUUUAAUCGACUUUCGAGGUACAUAUUUGAUAAAUCAACAUUCUUCUCAUUAUAUUGUAUUCAUGGCCUUGAUUGAUCACUGUUAUAUAUUUGUUUUAAUUUUUGAAUAUACCUUAUUUAAGAAUUUCAUGUUAGAUUUAUACAUAUGAAGUUUUAAUAAAUUAUCACAAAAACUUUUUCUUACGAAUACUAAAUGGCAAAAGUUUUUCAAAGCUUGGAACCCCGCCCAUUAAUCUCAUCUGUCUCUUCCUUCCCUCCUAACUGAUCACUAUUGAGGAUCAACAUCCAAGGUUCUUUAAACUGAACCUGAUGGUUCCAUGUGUCUCAUGACACCAUAUGAAGGAUGAGCGAUUAUAU